GUAACCCUCGAGUCAAAAUAAACCCUCGUCUCGAGAACCUAAAUGACACCGGAGAAAAUUUUCCUUUGACACAUUAGAUGCAUCUUGACACCGUUUUUCGACAUGGCAGAUGAACCACACCCUGUUUCCAAUCCAGUCGAAGACGAGGAAAACAAACGUUACUGCUGGGUGUGCUACGCAAGUGAUGAGGAUGAUGAGACUGCACCCUGGGUGAAGCCUUGCAAGUGCAGAGGAACCACAAAAUGGGUCCACCAGUCGUGUUUGCAGCGAUGGGUGGACGAAAAACAGAAGGGUAAUUCAACAGUGAAAGUGAAUUGUCCUCAAUGUGGGGUCGAAUAUUUUAUUGCCUUUCCAAAUAUGGGCCAGCUGAUGCUGUUCCUGGACAGAGUAGAUGCCUUCAUAUAUAAAGUCUGUCCAUUUGUGGCGGCAGGGGUGGUGGUUGGAUCAAUCUACUGGACAGCUGUUACCUAUGGAGCCAUUACAGUUAUGCAGGUCGUAGGAUACCAAGAGGGCAUGGCCUUGAUGGAACAGGCUGAUCCUUUGGUCUUGUUGGUAGGGUUGCCAACCAUACCUAUCUUCUUGAUCCUAGGCAAGAUGGUUCGCUGGGAGGACAAGGUCCUGCGGCUAAUACGCAUGUCAGUGCAGAGGCUCCCUUUCUUGAAAUAUCUUCUGCCUGCAUUUCGGUAUGAGGAGCUAUCAGAUGUUAGUACAACUGCAGUCAUCAGUGAUCCUGUAAAUGCCACAAGGGUAUUGUGUGGUGCACUCUCAUUGCCAACGCUCGCUACAAUAGUUGGGCGUCUUUUCUUCCCCUCAGCUCAGGACAACCUUACGAGAACCUUGCUGGGAGGGGCAUCCUUCUUGGUGGUGAAAGGCCUGUUCAAAGUGUAUUAUAAGCAGCAGCAGCAUGUGAUGCAGAGCCGGCGAAAGAUCAUAGAUUACCCCCAGGAGCCAGCCACACCCCAGACACAGCCUCCCACCCCACAGGCCCCACCCCCCACUCCACAGGACCCUCCCCAGGUGGAGCCAGUGCCAACGACACUGUCUCCCUCCUCGGGCUUUGACAUGGAGCAACAGUACCUGCAGCAGCAUCAACAAUAGGAGCUGUAUUUUGGUUUAUUUCUGCCGUUAGGAAUGUGUGAUA
Messenger RNA from Penaeus vannamei (Pacific white shrimp), 1141 nucleotides. Its product is annotated as E3 ubiquitin-protein ligase MARCHF5. Gene Ontology annotation, molecular function: zinc ion binding; ubiquitin protein ligase activity. Gene Ontology annotation, cellular component: mitochondrial outer membrane. Gene Ontology annotation, biological process: regulation of mitochondrial fission; protein polyubiquitination. Lineage: Eukaryota; Metazoa; Arthropoda; Malacostraca; Decapoda; Penaeidae. The record is from RefSeq and is a predicted model, not a curated record.